AUGGCGUACAGGAAGGUGUGUGAUGCUCAGGGUGGCCCGCUGGUCGGCGAGGUUCUGCAGUGUUCUGGAGCGCUGGCUCUAAAUUGGGACCUAGACAAGGAAGAGCUGCAAGACAUCGAUCCGGGCAUGGACCGCAUGCAGCUGCAACACAUUGAGCGGCAAAGGCCAGGGCGGUCGGACCCCAGUCCUGACCCUGACCCUGAGUGUAUGGAGCCCAUCCAGCCAUCCGUCUCUCCUCAUGGACGCUUCGAACGACUCCAGGAAGAUAUCUUCACCAGGUCCCCUGGCCAUAAGGGCCAAUGGAGGCUCCACUGUUUCAUGCUAAGGUACCUCUUGGCAGGGGUGGGGCUUUUUGGCUUGGGGCUCCUGAUUGGCAGGUUCACUUACACACCAACUGGUAAACCGCCAGUUCCUCAAUCAGAUGGUUCGGACCUCCUGGAGGACCUCCUGAGAGGAAUCACAGCAGACAAAAUAGAAGCUCUUCAGAGGUCCUUUGCCAGCCUUUCCGACAGCAGUGAAGAAGCCAGGGCAAGGUAUCUCUACAGGCAGUGGGUGGGACUCGGUUUGACCAAUGUCCGUCUGUCCAGUCACACGGUCCUGCUUAGCCUGCCUGGUCCUGCCUCCAACACCAUACUGGAUCAAUCGAGUCACCAGUGUUUCCUCCCCAACGGGAUCCCAUGUGACCAACGUGGUCAAAACGAGAUGCCGAACCAGCAGCGCUCCUAUGCGGCCUACUCUGCUGUUGGAAGUCUCAAGGGAGAGGUGGUGGAUGUCCAGUAUGGCCAAGCGGACGACUUGAGAAGAGCCAGAGAAACCAUGAAUCUCACCAACAAGAUAGCGCUGGUCAAACUGGGCAAAGCUCCCUUGCUCUAUAAGCUGUCCCUGCUGUCGGAUGUGGGUUUCGGUGGGGCUCUGCUUUACGUUGACCCCUGUGACAGCCCCCCCGACCGGCAUGUGUGGCACCAGAGCUUCAGAGUCGCACUCAACCCGGGAGGAGACCCUUCAACUCCAGGAUACCCCAGCAUCGCUAGAGAAGCCAACAGCCGUCUUUCAUUGCUGUUGGUCCAACCCAUCUCUGCAUCCCUGGCCAAGAGACUACUGUUCUACCCGUCCAAAAAUCGGGGUGACACCUGUACUCCUCUGGCCAUGCCUCCGAACACAGAGCGGAAGAAGGUCACGCUGAGCAUUGGGAACCGGCUAGCCUCUAAGAAGAUCUACAACGUUGUCGGAUACUUGAAAGGCAGAAGAAACCCAGAUCGCUAUGUGCUGGUUGGCAGUCAUCAUGACAGCGACCAGGGAGGUGGGGCCUCAGCCAUCAUGACUCAGCUUAUCGCUACAGUGACAGAGCAGACCAAACAAGGUUGGGCGCCAGAUCGCACAACUGUGUUUUGCUCCUGGGGAGCAUCGGGCCUUGGGAGUAUUGGCUCCUUUGAAUGGGGAGAGGAUAACAGCGUUGUCCUCCAGAGCAGUGCGGUGGCUUACGUCAGUCUCAAUUCUCCGGUCAGGGGCACAGAAACUCUCAGAGCUACGGCCUCACCCUCUCUUUUACAGCUCACUUCAGACAUACAAAAGAGACAGCUCCUCAGUUGUAUUCGUGGUGGGAACUGCCCCGGACCCAACGUCAGCUCACUGCAGCUGCCAGGUGACAUGAACUUCUUCGCCAACCGACUGGCUGUCCCGUCCAUGGAGUUUGCCUUUGAGCAGACCAAAGCAGAGGAGGCCACCAGCUUUCUGUCCGAGGCCCAGUUUCCCGCUGUGUCACCCGAGACAAUUGACCCGCUCUUCAAGUUCCACGAGACCAUUGCCAAGAUGACAGCAGAGGCCAUCUUCCGGCUGGUCUGCGACCCCGUGCUGCCCUUCUACCCUCUGGACAUUGCUCUGGACAUCCAAAACAAACUAAAAGACAACAGUGCAGCCUCCCCAGCCCUCUUGUCCUCAGCCUCCUCCUUCAGAGACAGAGCUGCUUUCUUUCAGUCGGAGACCAUGCGGCCUGCGAAUGACCCCAAAGAGCGUGACCCCGCCCACGUCCGCAUGCUGAACGACGUACUCCGUGACCUGGAGAAGAGCUUUGUCAUCCCUCAGCCCCCGCCUGGGGUGUAUAGGAACCUGUUAUACAGCCUUCCAGGAAAAACACCCAACUUCUCCAUCCUGCGCUUCCCGGCAGAGGUGCUGUGCCGCGGCGGUAAUGUGACCAGCGAAGCGGUCAGAGACGAUGCGGAGUGGCGGGAGGAGCUUCACCCGAGCUCGCUGAACCGCUCUUUGGCCCUCAUCCUCAAAGCCGUCCAGUCAGCCGAGCGCCUGGUCACCUUUGGUCUGGACCUGUUUGAGAACAGCUCAAGUGACAAAAAAUGA
Lampris incognitus (smalleye Pacific opah) is the source of this 2352-nucleotide messenger RNA. RefSeq names its product inactive N-acetylated-alpha-linked acidic dipeptidase-like protein 2. The transcript is spliced from 15 exons. The record is from RefSeq and is a predicted model, not a curated record. The coding region runs from base 1 to 2352 and encodes 783 amino acids. Lineage: Eukaryota; Metazoa; Chordata; Actinopteri; Lampriformes; Lampridae.